AUUGAUAGCUAAUAUAUUUAUAUGAUUGAGCCUAAGUCUUUUAGUGAAAUUAGUCUAUCUGCAUGAUGCAAGAUUAGUGGAGAUAAACUAUAAACAUCUGUUUAGAAAUAUAUUGAUACCUGUUUAGACAUAAAUUGAUUUAGCUUAUUAGAUAUUAGAUCUAUAUGUGACUUAUGUCUGCCGGUAUCUUAUCUAGUCACGUAGUCCUAAGGCCAACGCUAAAUAAUAAUGUCUAAUCCAGGAGAUUGUACAGCUGUUAUUAUGGCAGCUGGAGUUGGAUCAAGAAUGACAGAUUUAACAUACCAGUGCCCUAAACCAUUGUUGCCAGUUGGUAGAUUCCCACUCAUCUGGUAUCCGAUCAAAUCUUUAGAAAAGGCUGGAUUUUCUGACAUAAUAAUAGUAACCAGACAAAGUUGGCAUGACCAAAUUCAGAAUGCUUUAUCAGUUGAUGGAUGCAUUGACCGUGUAAGAUUAGAAUACAUAGAAAUACAAGACAGUGAUGAAUGUGGCACUGCAGAUUCACUUCGAAUAAUUGCAGACAGAAUUAAGACCAACGUCCUGGUUGUUACAUGUGAUUUGAUUUCUGAUUGUGAUUUAGCUGAUCUUAUGGCUGUUCAUCGCAAAAAUAACUCUUCGUUCACAGUAAUGCUUUCUCAGCUCCCUACAACAAUAAUUGGUGACACUCCUGUUCCAGGAUUUAAAUCCAAACAGAAAAAUUCUGACGCUGAAAAAAUCUCCAUUGGCUUUGAAUCUUCCAAUCUUGAACAUGUGGUUUUCUGGAAAGCAAGAAUUGAUAUAGAAGAUGAAGAGGAAUCAAUUAGCUUCUCUAAAAAGUUUUUGGACAGAUAUCCAUGCACUAGAAUACAAAGCACCUGGACAGAUUGUCAUGUCUACAUGAUCAACAAAUACAUAGUUCAAUACCUUCAAGAAAAAAAAAACAAGUAUUUCAACUCUCUUCAAAGUGAAUUGUUGCCUUUCGUGGUGAAGAAACAAAUGUCCACAUUUGUCAUGGAUAAACCUUUGGAUGAUAUGGAGAUGAGCAGCCCUGAGAGUCCAGGCAAACAAGAGAAAAAGAAAGAUCUGGUAGACUAUGCAGCUAACACUGACAAUGACUUAAACUUGAUCAAAUAUCUAUCUCUAACUAGCUCUAGUUUUGGCUCAAAUGAAGAUGCACCUCAAAAAAAUCUGAUUGGAUGUUAUGCUUACAGACAGACAAGUGGUUUUUGUGUCAGAGCUAAUACCAUAGCUGCUUAUUUUGAGGCAUGUAAACAGAUGCCAAGGCUUAUUUCCAAGUUUGUUGGUACUAAGAAAACUCAGACACAACCUAACAUACCUGAGUCAACGGAUAUCAAACCCAAAUCGCAGGUAGGUGCAGACUGCAUGCUGGGGGAGUGUGUGACUAUUGGUGAAAAAGUCUCCAUUAAAAAGUCUGUGAUUGGGAAACACUGCAAGAUUGGAGACAAAGUCAAGAUUACUAACUCUGUCAUCCUUGGCCAUGUGAAUAUACAAGAAAGUUGCAACAUAACAAACUGUAUCAUUGCUGAUUCUGCAAACAUUGGAGAUAAAAGUGAACUGACUGGUUGUAUAGUUGGACAGAAUCAAACUAUCUCCACUAUGUCUAAAUAUACCAAUGAAGUGAUAAGUAACUCAUCUCAGAUGAUGGAAGUAACUCUAGAAUGACAAUUAGAAACUCCACAGAAGAGACAAGGAAGUAUUUCAUGGAAGCUUAUACUAUCAUUAUUUGUUGGAGUCUUUAUCAGUUUCUGUUUUGUUUUGUUCCAGAGGGAACAAAAGCUAAAAUAAAUAUGAGAACUUUU
Biomphalaria glabrata is the source of this 1817-nucleotide messenger RNA. Its product is annotated as translation initiation factor eIF-2B subunit gamma-like. The record is from RefSeq and is a predicted model, not a curated record. Gene Ontology annotation, cellular component: eukaryotic translation initiation factor 2B complex; guanyl-nucleotide exchange factor complex. Gene Ontology annotation, biological process: cytoplasmic translational initiation; biosynthetic process. The transcript has 13 exons. The coding region runs from base 229 to 1680 and encodes 483 amino acids. NCBI's taxonomy places the organism in Eukaryota, Metazoa, Mollusca, Gastropoda, Planorbidae. Gene Ontology annotation, molecular function: guanyl-nucleotide exchange factor activity; translation initiation factor activity.